Messenger RNA from Durio zibethinus, 2937 nucleotides. RefSeq lists its product as uncharacterized. Gene Ontology annotation, molecular function: GTPase activator activity. Lineage: Eukaryota; Viridiplantae; Streptophyta; Magnoliopsida; Malvales; Malvaceae. The record is from RefSeq and is a predicted model, not a curated record. Gene Ontology annotation, biological process: activation of GTPase activity.
UAAAUUGGUCGUUUGCUAACAAGUAAGAAACAAAUUUGUUAUUUCUUUCUCUCUCUUUUUCAAUUAUUCUUUAUUUUUUUGUCUAAAAAAGGGUAGAGAGAGAUAAAUUGAAAGCUGAUCUCUCUCUUUCUUGUUGCAAUGAUUUUCGUCUACCAAACCCAAACGUAACUCGUUCUCGUUUGUCUAAUUGUUUGUUUAUUUUUCCUCUUUGAUUUUUGUUUGUUUGUUAAAAGAAAAAGUCAUUUUUAAGGUCCAAGUGUUCGGAAAUUUUGGGUUGAUUGCGAGAAAUGAGCAAAGAGAUUGUAAAGGAAGAAGCGCCGCCGUCGUUGUCUGGUGUUGUUUCGGCUGAGAAUCGUCCUUUUGGUAGUCUGAGAGGUGUCCAAUGGCGUAUCAAUCUCGGAAUUUUACCUUCUUCUUCUUCAAUUGAUGAUCUUCGAAGGGUAACUGCUGAUUCUCGCAGAAGAUAUGCUGUGUUGAGAAGGCGGCUGCUUGUGGAUCCACAUGUUCCCAAAGAUGGAGGAAGUAAUUCCCCUGAUCUUGUCAUGGACAAUCCACUCUCACAAAACCCAGACAGCACCUGGGGUCGAUUCUUUCGGAAUGCUGAGCUGGAAAAAAUGGUUGACCAGGAUUUAUCACGAUUAUAUCCUGAGCAUGGAAGCUACUUCCAGACCCCUGGAUGUCAGGGAAUGUUGAGACGCAUAUUGUUGCUGUGGUGCCUUACACACCCAGAGUUUGGUUAUAGACAAGGAAUGCAUGAACUGUUGGCUCCUCUGCUUUACGUUCUUCAUGUUGAUGUUGAGUGUCUUUCAGAAGUGCGAAAGCUAUAUGAAGACCAUUUCAUUGACAAAUUUGAUGGAUUGUCAUUUGAAGAAAAUGAUGUCACAUACAAUUUUGAUUUUAAGAAGUUUUUAGAUUCCAUGGAAGAUGACAUUGGAUCUCAAGGUAAUUCAAAGAAAGUUAGGAGUCUUGAUGAGCUUGAUCCUGAGAUACAGACCAUUGUAUCGCUAAGUGAUGCUUAUGGAGCUGAAGGUGAACUUGGUAUUGUCUUGUCUGAGAAAUUUAUGGAACAUGAUGCCUACUGUAUGUUUGAUGCUCUGAUGAGUGGGGCACGUGGUUCAGUUGCUAUGGCCGAUUUUUUUGCUCCCUCCCUGGAAGCUGAGUCCCACAGUGGCCUGCCCCCUGUCAUUGAAGCCUCAGCUGCACUAUAUCAUUUGCUGUCAGUUGUUGAUUCAUCUCUACAUAGCCAUCUUGUUGAGCUUGGUGUUGAACCACAGUAUUUUGCACUUCGCUGGUUGCGGGUUUUAUUUGGACGGGAGUUCUCACUUCAAGAUCUCUUAGUUGUAUGGGAUGAGAUUUUCACAGCAGAUAAUAGCGUAUUUGAUAAGGUCUCUGAAGAUGAUGAGGGGAGUUCCAGUUUUAAAAUACUCAAUUCACACCGUGGAGCAUUAAUCGCUGCUAUGGCAGUCUCUAUGAUACUUUAUCUAAGAUCUUCCUUGCUUGCCACUGAAAAUGCAACAUCUUGUCUUCAGAGACUCUUGAAUUUUCCAGAGAAUAUAAAUCUGGAAAAACUUAUAGCAAAGGCAAAGUCACUGCAAAUUCUUGCAUUGGAUUCUAAUAUCUCAUCCUUGUCAUAUACAUUUGGUGGGGCUUAUAGCCGCUGCAAAUCUGCAGUGACUGGUCACAAUCUUUCAUCUGAUCCAGUUUCUCCAAAAACUCCUCUGAGCCUGGUGCCUGACAGCUACUGGGAAGAAAAGUGGAGAGUACUGCAUAAGGCUGAGGAACUAAGGCAAGAUAGUUUAGGAAAACAAACUCCUAGUGGGAAAAAGAGAUGGUCAGAAAAAGUAAAGCUGGGCCUAUAUAGAACUGAAUCUGACCCAUCACCAGCAAGAGCAGAGAAAUGCAAAAAGGGCCACAGGUCAUCUGUUAGGCGUAGUUUGCUUGAAGAUUUGUCUCGGCAGCUUGGCUUUGAGGAAGAUGCUGAAAAGGGAGGCUGUUUUGAUGCUUCUAAUACUGACGAUCAUCAUUCUAUAGAAAAUCAGGCGGAGGGACAAAAUGGUACUAAUAAAGAGUCUAUUUGCGCAGCUGAGGAGAGAUGUGAGAGUGGAAGUGGAACUGUUGUCAGUGAAGAAAACUCCUCUAUCUUUUCUGACCCAGCAAGUCCUGGUAGUGGCACUAAUGACCAUGAAAAUGACACAGAAAAAAGUAGUGUUGCGUCAAAUUUAUCCAUCGAUGAAAAUGAUUAUCUCCAGCAAAGUAACCAAGAAGAUUCACCUGUGCCGAUUUCCCUUCCUCCUGAAAAUGUCUCUCUAAAUUCUCUGCAUGAGAAUGAAUUGUCAAGGAAGAUGGUCUCAGCAAAGAAGGAGCAAAGGCAUCUUUCAGGUAGAUUCCAGUGGCUUUGGAAGUUUGGGCGAAACAAUGUCAGUGAGGAGACAUCUGAUAAAGGAGGUACCCAUGAGGCUGCAAAAUCUCCAACUUGUGAUAGCAAGAGCAAUACUGCAGACUCAUCUACCGCUGAUGCUUCUAGUAAUUCAUCUUCCACCAGCGAAGGAGAUGCUGUGGACCAGAAUGUAAUGGGUGCAUUGAAGAAUCUUGGGCAGUCUAUGCUUGAACACAUUCAGGUUCUGGAGUCCGUUUUUCAGCAAGAUCGGGGACAGGUGGCAUCAUUGGACAACUUAUCUAAAAACAUUCUAGUUGGUAAAGGACAAGUAACAGCCAUGACAGCUCUCAAGGAGUUACGGAAGAUCAGCAACCUACUAUUAGAGAUGUGUCUGAGACAUCGGGGAUGUAAAUGUGCGUUUUCUAUUGUGAUCUUAUCGAAUUUUUGAAUGCAUAAUGAGUAUGCCGUAAGUGUAGCUUUUCCUGCUAAGGUUUCCUGUGUCACCUGGAAGGUUAUGCUUGUUUGUGGGUUCUUCGCUCUUUGCCAUUGCACUUGUUAAA